GUGAAAAGUUAUUAAAGUUGAAAAAUAUUCCAAUUAAUGAAGAAUUGGCACCAGGAAAUUCCACUUUACAUUCAGUAGCAUAUAUUAGAAUGGCAAAAUGUUACAAAGAACUUGGAAAGAUAGAAGAAGCAGAAAAAUUGAUCAAGAAAAGAGUUGAAUUAGAAAAAAAAGUAUUGAAACCGAAAGAAAUUGAAAAUAAAUCUGAUGAAUUAGAUGAACAGAAAGAGGGAAAUUCUAACAAUAUUGAAAAAUUAAGAUUAGAAGGAAAUGAAUAUUAUAAACAAGAGAAAUAUAAAGAAAGUUGCGAGAAAUAUUUACAGGCAUUAAAAAUAAAUUCAAAUCAUUUAUUAAGUCAUUCUAAUUUAGCUUUAGUAUUAACGAAACUUGGAAAUUAUGAUGAAGCACUUAAGCAUUCAGACAAAUGUAUACAGUUAGAUUCUAAAUGGGCAAAAGGAUAUUAUCGUAAAGGUAUUUUCUGUAUAUCACAAACUAUUUAA
Messenger RNA from Entrophospora sp. SA101, 497 nucleotides. The record is from the annotation of a GenBank genome assembly. NCBI's taxonomy places the organism in Eukaryota, Fungi, Glomeromycota, Glomeromycetes, Entrophosporales, Entrophosporaceae.